AUGCAUCAAUUUGAGAAGCCAAAACGACUUCAACAGAUCAUUUUACCACCUUAUAUCAAUCGUGGACAGCAAAGAAUUAUUCGUGAAAAACAAAAAAAUAUUUCAUCAGUACCAUUUUUAGAUGUGGAACUUUGUUAUUGGUAUAAAGUUGGAUGUAAACAACGUGGUAUACAUAGUCGACCUUACACGUACGCUGUGAUCACGUUAGAAUCAUUGCUAAUUUUAAUUGUUUUCUUACUUCUUGCAAUAAUCCUUCAAUCAAUAAAUGCUUCACCUGAUGCACCAAUUAAUGCAUUCAUUACGCAGCGUAAUUAUUUUUUACGAAUACAAAAUUCGAUUGCAACAAAACGACUAGUACGAUCGAUUGAUGAGUAUUUUUACAAACAAUAUCGAUAUCUUAUAAAUGGAACCAUUCCAAUUUCACCAUCUUUAAUAAUGAUUGCUAUGGCAGCGAUUAUGAUUUUAACUGGACCAGAAGAAAAGGAUCAUUGUAGAAAUCGCUUGGCAUCAAUAGCAUCAGAUAGCAUAAUGCAAUGUAACACAUUGGUAUGA
Molecule: messenger RNA, 552 nt
Organism: Brugia malayi
Lineage: Eukaryota; Metazoa; Nematoda; Chromadorea; Rhabditida; Onchocercidae
Exons: 4
Coding region: 1-552 (183 amino acids)
Source: RefSeq, a predicted model, not a curated record